GGAGACAGAAGAGAUACCCCAAUAAUCUAUAUGAGCCUUGUUUGUUUGGCAUUUAUUUCCGCUGAUCUCGCGUUGCACAGAGGUGGAGAGGCAGGCUUGCGCUUCAUUCGCAGGAAGUCUCGGUGUUGCUACAUCGUGCAUUAGUAGCGACUUCCCGUACUAAAUGACUUUCUUAUGCUGAUCACCGAAUGACAAUUGUGAAGCAUUGCUUGAUCCUGGUUCAAUGAUUGGAAUAUUUACCUUACCUUUACACAGGAAGAUCAUCGGGAGUUGCACGCAACGUUGAGGUCAGGAAAUAAUGUUUAAUCUUCGAGAGAUGUGGAACAACCACAAUUUUCCAGGAUUUAACCAGCUAUUACGAAUUACUCAAACUUGAAUUGCUAUUCUCCGGUCACUAUACUCGAUUGCACAGCCGGCAGGAUACACUCGACACAUUUGACGAGAACACAGACCGCAAUCUGGGACAGGCUAAAAAGUAAGAGUGCGCCAGCUAUCGGUUACGGAGCACAUGUUCCACAGUUUGCAGUUUCUCCCAAAUCAGACGUCAGAGGCUGUGAAGUAAUGAGACUUCAAAUGUCGGGAAUGCAGACGAUAUAAUUGUCGUUUUGAAUUGUUAGUCGGCCCCCUGCCGAUGUUCUGCCAUUUUUUUUUCUGGCCUGGACAAACGUCCUAGAAAUCGACGCCUUUAGCCAGAAGCAGCACAGCCGUCUAUUGUUACGAAGACGAGCCACUUUCUGCGCAGUGAGCAAGAAAUAAUUCGAUAUCUUGAGUGAAAUAUCAUCGUUGUUUGUUGCUAAACUGGUUCAUCAGACAGCGAAUGAUCAACUAGAGCCAAGAAAGGAGAAAGAACGAGAAAAGUCAUGACAAUGAAUCUUGGAGUUGGAUUCUUACAAUAACAAUGCUAGGUGAUUGGAGCAGCAAAGUGGGUGGAACCCAGGUAGAAUAUAUCCCACUCGUGGAAAGAGUAUUUUGACAUUCUAAAGGCACCUACCUUCAUGUUCCGCUCGGAUACAUCCAAUUAAAUUCUCACUGGGCUAAUUAAGGAUAAAAUUCAACAUGUGAUAUCAGUCUGUAAACUGACAGUGUCUAAACAAAUAUUUGUUAAAGACGACAAAGUAAAUGCGUGUCAUAUUUUCACCGUAUCAUUUGGAAUAAAUGGAUCUUAAUCGCAAACAGCUUCUAAAAAAAGCUCUUGAUAUUAGUUGGUAAAUACAUCGGAAUAAAAUUUUGUUCAUAGGAUAAUACCUCCAUGGAUUUCGCUUUUUUUUUUCCUCGAAUGACAUUUUGAUGGAUGUUUCACCGGAGUUGUUCGUUGUGAUAACAUUUGAAGGAUUUCCAAGAUGAAGAGAUCAAACGUUUUACCUCGUACCCAUUGUUUGCGGGAGUAUAGCGGUGUAGAUUGAAGGAAAAGUGACGAAUUAAUACAAUUAUCACCAUUAGGUAUAUGGGAUUUGCAGCGAUGACCAAACGUUGUCGACAGGGUCUCGGUUCGAUUCUCCGCUGCUGAGAUGUCGUCUCCGAUACUCAUGGUUUCGCCAGCGUGUGAGGGCGCUCGCCUAGAGUCAUCUAGAGAUAGGGUGGACGUGGGCGCCCAAUGCGACCCACCCAAAUGCCUUGUCGACACCGAUGUCGUUAAACCAACGACCAGCGAUGAGUUGGCAAGGUCGACGUCGUCACAGGCAGUCUGGACGCCUCGCGACGAUCGGCAGCUCAUCAUCACGUCAGGCGCCGACAACAGUUUGUCGCCCCCUAGCGGUACAACCACAUUACUCGAUAAGCACACGGCCGCUGCGGCAGCUCGCAGGAGAGAUGCAUCUGCAAUUAGCACCAACUGCUCUGACGCUCAGAAAAGUAUGGACUGUCAUGGCCGGAGCGGCUGGGGUCGAUACGGUGAGAAUGACAAGAGUCAUACGUGUCCUGAAGAAUACGAAUUGGAACCCCGCGAUGAACUGCAGGACGCUUGCCCCCACACCGGGUUAUUACGGCGACGAGAUAGUUUCCACGACGCUGUUUCAACGGAUUGCCCCCCUACUAGCACUGCAACUGAUACACAGGGUAGUAGUACUAAUAGCAGCAGUGCAGCAUCGACAGCUCAACCCAAAGCCAGAUCAAGUCCUUUCACGUUAUCUGUGCCAGAUGUGAGCCCGGUUGAACGGAGACUCAGUAAUAAUAACGAAUUUGUGAAUCUUGCACAUCGAUCUGCCAUCGUGAACGGGGCCAUUCCACGUUUCAGUCCCCUAUCUCUGAAAGUGGGUCCUGACGGGAAGGAACCCGGACAAGCUGCCGCUGACAUGCGCGGCAACGGGAAUCACGACCACACCGUCAAACAGAGCCGAAACAUCAUGAGUUCGGCUGGUGGUAGGAGGAGGAAAUCGAACCAUAAUAACACAAGUUAUAGGCUUGGACUUCGGAAGACAUUAUUUGAAAAAAGGAAGCGAUUAAGCGAUUAUGCCUUGCUCACGGCUGUUUUUGGAAUCGUCAUAAUGAUUCUGGAGACGGAAUUAUCGUGGUUUGUCUACGGCAAGGUAAGAAAAGAAAAUAUUUUCAUUAUUUAUAUACAACACUUUCUUUUUAUUACGUGUAACAAUUUUUUUCACUUCAAUUGCAUCGUUAGAUUCAACAUAUGAAGAUACACCUCAUUAUAUAUAUGAAUGAUGCUGAGACAUGAAAGUACCCCCCCCCCCCUGCCUACAAGAGAAUUCGAAUGUAGUAUUGUCUUACGUAAGAGUCUAGUUAUUUUGAACUGAAUUGUGGCGCCUGUCUUGGGACGCCACAAAAUCACAUAAUCUCAUUACGUUGUACAAUGUCCGUGCUAGCCAAAAGGAUUAAAGUACAGUAUGUGUGUGUUGGGGGCGGGAUGUGGAUAAUUUUUUUUUCAAACUCUAUGAUUGGAAAAGGUGAAUGAAAUUUAAACUAUAUUGUUUACUUGGGCAAUCCUUUAUUUAUGGUAUCAAAGAGGAAACAAAAAUCAACAAAAUCCAGUUUUUAAAGUUUGGCAAUAUAAAUACCAUGUCGUCCCGAAGGGGAGUGGGUACUAAAAAAAAAUAGUGAAUAUCUUGUUCGGUGUUCAGAUAAUUUAUGAUGUUUGUAAUAUGUUUGUACGCCACGAUAACGGCGAACGUUUUUGUCAGUGCAGGUACAUGUAUAAGCCUAUAUAUCCCACCAAACUUCAACCCACACUUGUAAACAACAUCCUAAUGCAAUUGCUAUAUUGAGAUGAUAUAAUUUGUAGUGAAAAUUAUCGACUGGUUAAUAUGCUCGUGAGUAAAACACACACAUAGGGACGGGAUGCAUAUUGCCUUUUUUAAUUAGGUCACCGUGUAUACAUUUCGUCGUGCACUGCGUGUACACAUGAGAGAUAUUUGCAUGCAUAUGCGACACAUGUAUGACAUGUUCUUCCCUAAUUAGUCAUACCCAAACGGAACGGUUGUCAGUAACUUCGCCUGUACAUUUAUGUGCAUGUCAUUAAAACAGAAAAUGAACUACAUGGAGGAUUGAUUUUUUUAGCACUUAACACGGUCUGGUUAUAAGCAUUGGUUAUGAUAUAAUUCCAAUUUCUAUCUCAGUCACUUUAUGCUACUUGUUAGAAAAAAAAAAUCAUUCUAGUUUUGUACCACUGACAAUAACGAUAAUUGUAUGAAUAACAUCAUUGAUUCAGAAUUUAUUAAUGAGACACAAAUUAUAACCAGUUAACUCAUUCUAUUCCGGAGCUAAAGCCCUAAUAUUGCUACACAGGGUACUUGGCAAGCACACUUUCAUGUGAGCAUAGCGAACUUGAUAUCUUGUGAAGUGGUGGCCACCUUGAAUGCAUUACCAACUCAUUUGCCACUUUGUCAUAAUAUGUCAUCUCUUAUUCGCUAAAGCACGAACAGACUAUCACCCAAAACAUGGAUAGAUUAUUGAAAGCAUCUCCCCUUGAAAUGAGGCAUGUUAAAUGUAAAUACAAUAGCACUGAGCUGGAGAGAAGGCUUGUCUUAGGCCGACGUUUCACUUUGAAUGUUUCGGGUCACUGGUUCAGCUCAGACGAUUAGCUGACGAGGGCAGAGAUUUUAGUAUUGUAUUGAAGAAGGGGUUUAAAGUACACAGACAUCCCAAAUAUAGCUUUGUUCACGAAAUAAUGAAAGAGCAUCGGUUGAGCGCACUCCGGCAAAUGAACUGGUUUCGGGAUGACGUCUAUGGGGAGGCCCAUUCAAGGAGACCUAUAUUUAACAGAUAAAGAAGAGAAAAUAGGAGUAGAGGGAGGGGGAGAGACAGGGGUGGGGUAUAGUGUGUCUAUAUGAAGAGAUAAAACGAAAGAGUAGGCCUACUGUUUCAAUACAUUUCAAAUCUUUAUUUCCUUGACCAUGUCAACUUAAUGCAAAAAAAUAUUUUUGAAUUAAACUGAAUGUCUUUUAACCACAAGAUUAAUCUAGUCGAUUAUAGGCCUACCAUCGGCAUAUAUGCGUGUUAGAAAGUACGCAAUUUCUUUGUUAUAAGAACCUUGAAAUGUCAGGGUAGCCUUACAAUAACUGUGUAUACCGUAUGUAAGGAUAUACCAACUCCUAAUUCAUAUGGCAUAAAUGGGCAAAAGUGCAGGCCGUCCAUAAACUAGCAUGUUAUUACCAUCGGACAACUGCAGCCUUUAUAAUCCUCAUAAUGCACAGGCCGGGUGUAGAGCUGCAUUAUGAAUUAUUUGAAAUUUGAGAGAUUGCCUAUAUUUAUCAUAAGAUAUGCUUGCAUGAUUAUUCCCAAAAAUUGAGAGCCAUGGACAAUAGCUGUCUGUAAAAAAAGAAAAGGGGUGAAACGCAAAACCUAUUAAGACAAAGUAGGCUAUAUGAGAAAGCUAUGAGCAACGCUGUCGCCAGGAUGAACACGAUGUAAUCAACCCGCGUCCUCAUAAGCACUCCAAUUGCUAUGCAUGGGGUUGUUGUGGAAGUUUAAUGCAUGCAUAGACAAGGUAUGUCAUGCACUCAUGUACUGCCAUGCACUUAGCCUAAUGAAGAUGUGUUAUGAAUCAUUGAUGACCUACUGUAUUUUCAUUUUUCCUCCUAAAAACAACAUUUUCCACCAUGCUUUUUACAUGCUCACUGAACAUAGUGAACAGUCAUUUAUAAUUUGUUGACUGUCAAUCACAAGGCGCCCUUACGUUAUGCAUGAAAUAUCGAAAAGUCGUUGUUUAGUAAACAGGCGUCUGCAUCUAGUUUCAGAUGAUUAUAUAGGAAAUUAAGUGUAUCUUAUCAAUAUCAUAUUUGCUAGCUGUUACAUGUUUGCUUCGGGUUAAUAUUAAUGAUUUAGGAAAUAAUUACACGUCAAUGAAAUUCCAAUAUUUUAAAGAUGUUUCACGUCAAAGCUGGUCAAUUAAAUUGAUCCUUGUCACUUUGUACGACUCCUCCAUAAGACGCCAUGAAGGUGUUUAAAGACGGGAUGUGUCAUCAGAGUCGGGAAACUAAAUCAAAUUGCUUGUUUUUAAUUCAGAUUAAGUGUAAAUUUCUAAUUAUCUAAUAGAAGGUUGGACCGUUAUUGAGGCCUCGAGAAAGGCUGUUUUUACCUGUGCCUGCCAUUUAAUGUUUCUGGAAAGAACUGAUGUAUGCAUGGUCUUUCUGUCCUUAUUUGGUCGAUAAAUAAUAUGGCCCGGUCUCGUCCGUCCCAUCUUUGGUGAAAGCAUUAAAUAGGCCUGCAUCAUAAUAGGCCU
Molecule: messenger RNA, 5671 nt
Organism: Lytechinus pictus (painted urchin)
Lineage: Eukaryota; Metazoa; Echinodermata; Echinoidea; Temnopleuroida; Toxopneustidae
Exons: 2
Coding region: 1509-2627 (372 amino acids)
Biological process (GO): potassium ion transmembrane transport
Cellular component (GO): neuron projection; neuronal cell body; plasma membrane
Molecular function (GO): small conductance calcium-activated potassium channel activity; calmodulin binding
Source: RefSeq, a predicted model, not a curated record